This is a messenger RNA of Dicentrarchus labrax (European seabass), 6151 nucleotides long. RefSeq names its product dentin matrix acidic phosphoprotein 1. The transcript is spliced from 20 exons. Bases 1280 to 3835 code for a protein of 851 amino acids. Lineage: Eukaryota; Metazoa; Chordata; Actinopteri; Moronidae. The record is from RefSeq and is a predicted model, not a curated record.
AGAGGGUGUGUUUUAAAAAAUUACAAACAUUUGAGUCAAACUAAUCACUCAUCAUACUGUCUUUAUGAGACACACAGUUACUGUAUUAUUUACAGGUAUUCCACUCAAUUCAAUUCAAUUCAAUUCAAUUCAAAUGGACUUUAUUGGCAUUUGAAACAGACGUUUACAUUGACAAAGCAAUAGUAAAAUAUACAUACAAAUAAAAAUAAAUCAAUAAAAUAUAAAAUGAAAAGAAGACCUUGAAAGGUAGCAAAACUUUCUCUCUAGAUCACCCAUCUGUCAAACUGAAUCUGGCGUUGAGCCCAUAAACCAGUGCUUGCUUCCGGUAGGCUAUAUUUUUCAAAUUAAAGUAGGCUACUGCUAUAAGGUGAAAAGUCAAAGAUGAAAACUCACUGCAAAAUUGUACAAAGUUUAUGUGGGGAAAAAAAUUUUUGUGUUUGUUUACGUGGCCACCUCAAUACUGAACAGUGGUAGAAAGUAACUACUGGUAGGUAGUAGUACUUGUUUAUCCUACAGUUUUGAGAUAUCUGCCUACUUUACUUCUGUAUUUCCACUGCAAUUCACAGGCAACUUUACUUUCCACACCACUACAUUUAUUUGAUAACUUGAGUAAGUUGUUACUUUCAGAUUAAUAAUCAUUAAUAUUAACAAUUAGCUAUUAUAUUAAUAUAUUUAGAGUAGCCUUUAUGAUUCUGAAAUGGGCAAUUCUGUAUAAAUGAGAACUUUUACUGUUGGUAUUUUAACUAUAUUUUGAUGCUAAUACUUUUAUUUUUUCUUAAUUAAUAUUUCAAAUGCAGGACUUUUACUUUUAACAGACUAAUUGUGCUCGUAGAAGAUCUGAGUAUUUCUUCCACCGAAGAUACUGAAAUUGUGCCUCUACAUGAAAAUUAUGUUUUAAUGUUUUUCGCACAUUCCAAAGAUUAUGGACAUGAUUUGUUAAAGGUCAUUGUUAGUAUUGUUAAUGUGUAGGUUACCUAUUAAACAAUGAUCAGGUUUUGAACAAUUAGUUUGAAAAUCAAAAAACCGGAAGCUCUCAGGUGACACCUGUACAUUUUUUUCCUCUUUGGACAGUAACUUUCGCUCGGGGAGUUUUUCCGACGUUUGAAGUUAACUUGCGGUUAACUUAUGUAGGUUCUCCUGAGAGUUUUGUUUAAUGCAAACAGGUUCAAGGAAUAAUAACAACCAAGAAGCUUUUCGACAUAUUAUAACUGUUUAUAGGCUACCUGCGACAUCUGCGACGACAAAGUGAAAGUAACACCUGAAUUCCUGUUUUUCUGAAAUGGCCCCUCGGUUUUUCGUGGCCUAUUUUAUCUUCACCUCUGGCCUAGUUGCUGGAGUGACUGUAUAUCAACUCAAGGGGGAGGAGUUCAGCUUUAAACCACACAUCACUGGACAACCUAAUAACAUUUUGUGGAAACAUAACGGCAACAAAGUGGUAGAGUUUGAUGGCAUCGAGCAACAGGAGUACAGCACGUAUAAAGACAGGGUCAUCCUUGACUGGCACGCUGCUGUACUCAACAUCUCUGACCUCAGAUUUGAUGACAGUGGAGACUAUGAGUUGGAAGCGUUCAAGCCCGGAGGGAAUUUGGAGAGUUCACGUUUUAACUUGAUGGUCAUAGACAAGGUUGCCAAGCCCAUCAUAUCCUGUGAGAUGAACAAUGGCAGCAUCAUAUCUGGAACACUGAUGUGCUCUGCAGAGCCCAGACACCCUCCAUCCUUAAUGAAGUUUGAGUGGAGCUCGAGUGGAGAUGUGCAGCCUGGCCCAAAGUUAACCAUAAACCUCGGAGAGAAACUUGAUGAUGAAGUGUACACUUGUAGUGUGAGCAACCCUCUGAGUACAGAAACAGGUACAUUCACUGCAAAGGAUUGCUACCCAGCAGAUAAAAGUUCAAAUGUAGCAGCGAUUGUCAUCUCUAUAUUGCUUUUACUUUUCAUCAUCAUUGGCCUGGCCGUUUUCUGCAUAAUAAAGAAGAAAGCAUGUACAAGAAAAGGAAAUGAUUUGGAAAAUCAGCUACUACGUGGCCCACCAGAAGAGACGAAGCUCCUAAAUGGCAGACCAGAAGAAGGUAUGGCAGAUAAAGACCCGGGUCGAGAAGAAGAGGGAACACCCUGGCAUGGCUCAGGUGAGUCUGAGGAGCAGUCAGACCUCAGCACAGCAGAGACUGGUAAAGGAACUGAAUGCAAUGUAAAGCUCCUAGAGAAAGGCAAUGUCGCGGCUAAGAGAAAAAUGUAUGAGUCAGAGAAUGGAGGAGAUGCCAAUCCACAGCAGUUCAUUGGGGAACCAGAGAAAAAUAAUCCAGAAUCUGAUUCAUCAAGCUGUGAGAAGAGAAAUGGACCAGAGUCAGAUGGCUCAGAGCAUGAGGCAGAUGAUGAACCUAAGGACACUGCUGGUGAACACAAGGAAAAGCCUGACUCAAAUGAGCUCGCUGUAGAAGCUGCCAGAGAAUCAGAUUCAUUGGCUACCGAGGAGAAUCAGUCAUCCACAGUUCCUGAUAGGAGUGGUUCAGAAACAUCAGUACAUGACCAAGAUUCAAGCUUGUCACAGGAACAAACACACACAAGAGAAGAAAACCAGCAAGAAACAGGCAAACCAGUUUCUGGAGAUGAAAAUCAGAAGCUGCCAGUAUCACCUUCCCAGCAGCCUCAGAGCCCCAAACCAACAACACCUGGCUCAGGUGAGUCUGAGGAGCAGUCAGACCUCAUCACAGCAGAGGCAGGUAAAGGCAAUGUUGCGGCUAGGAGAAAAAUUUAUGAGCCAGAGAACGGAGGAGAUGCCAAUCCACAGCAGUUCAUUGGGGAACCAGAGAAAAAUAAUCCAGAAUCUGAUUCAUCAAGCUGUGAGAAGAGAAAUGGACCAGAGUCAGAUGGCUCAGAGCAUGAGGCAGAUGAUGAACCUAAGGACACUGCUGGUGAACACAAGGAAAAGCCUGACUCAAAUGAGCUCGCUGUAGAAGCUGCCAGAGAAUCUGAUUCAUUGGCUACCGAGGAGAAUCAGUCAUCCACAGUUCCUGAUAGGAGUGGUUCAGAAACAUCAGUACAUGACCAAGAUUCAAGCUUGUCACAGGAACAAACACACACAAGAGAAGAAAACCAGCAAGAAACAGGCAAACCAGUUUCUGGAGAUGAAAAUCAGAAGCUGCCAGUAUCACCUUCCCAGCAGCCUCAGAGCCCCAAACCAACAACACCUGGCUCAGGUGAGUCUGAGGAGCAGUCAGACCUCAUCACAGCAGAGGCAGGUAAAGGCAAUGUUGCGGCUAGGAGAAAAAUUUAUGAGCCAGAGAACGGAGGAGAUGCCAAUCCACAGCAGUUCAUUGGGGAACCAGAGAAAAAUAAUCCAGAAUCUGAUUCAUCAAGCUGUGAGAAGAGAAAUGGACCAGAGUCAGAUGGCUCAGAGCAUGAGGCAGAUGAUGAACCUAAGGACACUGCUGGUGAACACAAGGAAAAGCCUGACUCAAAUGAGCUCGCUGUAGAAGCUGCCAGAGAAUCUGAUUCAUUGGCUACCGAGGAGAAUAAGUCGUCCACAGUUCCUGAUAGGAGUGGUUCAGAAACAUCAGUACAUGACCAAGAUUCAAGCUUGUCACAGGAACAAACACACACAAGAGAAGAAAACCAGCAAGAAACAGGCAAACCAGUUUCUGGAGAUGAAAAUCAGAAGCUGCCAGUAUCACCUUCCCAGCAGCCUCAGAGCCCCAAACCAACAACACCUGGCUCAGGUGAGUCUGAGGAGCAGUCAGACCUCAGCACAGCAGAGGAAGAUAAAGGAACUGAAUGCAAUGUAAAGCGCCUAGAGAAAGGGUAUGUUGUGAAUAUGAAAAACAAGUUUGAGUCGAAUUAAGGUUCAGGGAAAGGAAGAGAAGGUGAGGAUGAAGAAUAAAACCCUGCUCCUGCUAGCCUAAAGGACGCUGCUGAUAAGGAAGAGUCUGACACAGAUCAGCUUACUGGAGAAAAUGUCAGAGAGCCUGAUUCAUCAGGUAUUCAUCAGGAAAGAAACAAAUUAUGUGACUCUGCCAAGGUGAAGCAGUCAACCACCAUUCCUGAAAAGAAAAGUCCAAAAACAUCAGAACAUGAGCACGAUUCAAAUUUGUUAGAGGGCGAAACAGACACAGGAAAAGACAUAAAGCAAGAAACAGACAAACUUUCUAAAGAUGAAAAUGAAACAGAUAAUGUGGGUGAGUGUGAAGAGCAGUCAGACAGCAGCAGAGCAGAAGCAGAUCAUGGUGAGGGUGGUGUCCAGUGUGACUCAAAAGAAGACCCAGACAACAAGAGUUUGACUGAUUAGGGACAAAAGAAAGGUGAUUCAUACAAUUGGAUAAAUUAGAAAAAGACAAUUAAUUACAGAAGAAGUUGAUGAAAGUGAAAUUGUUUUAAAUACAAUGUAGCAGAAAGGAAAAGAUCAAUACACAGAUAAAGAGUACGGAGGACCACAUCCCAGUCCAGGGGAAGACAAAUAUUUUGCGGGACUGUAGGAAAUUUAUGAUCGAGAUAUGGACAUUGCAGUAACAGUCACUGAGGACAGAAAGCAAAAAAUACGAAGACGUUAUGUAAAUGACAAAGAUGGACAGUUUUCUAUCAGGUCCGCAGUAGAUUGAAAGCAGAUGGGUAGUUUAUCUGUCUCAGUUGCUUGCUCCUUUUUUUUUUAAAGCAAUAUGAUAUAAAAGUUCUCCUUAAAACCAGUGUCCACCCCUGUGGACAAAACAAUAGUGUUUCCAUCGCCUUGUUUCAUUGAUUUCAAGGGGAAGGGGAGUCCAACCCGGUGGCAGGCAUUAAGAAUAUUUCAUCUUGCUAAUAUUCACCGAUCAGCCACAACAUUAUGACCACUGACAGGUGAAGUGAAUAACACUGAUUACACUGAAGGGCCAAAUUGUGAUGCUCAACGACUCUCUUGUGGGGUGUUACCGGUCUGCAGUGAACCGGAAACAGGGUCAUGGGCUGUCUGAGGCUCAUUGAUGCAUGUGGGCAGCGAAGACUGGCCCGUCCAACAGACGAGCUACUGUAGAUCAAAUUACUGAAAAAGUUAAUGCCGGUUCUGACAAAAACAUUAUGACCAUCAGGGUUCCCAGGUGGUCGUAAUGUUGUGGAUUAUCAGUGUAAUUUGUUUAUAGAUCCUACAGAUCUAUCAGUAUUAAACAGACAGUUUCUUAACCAGUUAAAAUCUUCUUGUAGUAUGUUUAAAAGACUUCCCUUGUUUUUUUUGGUUAGACUUCUGAUUCAAAAUUAAUUUUGAUUGACAGCUUGGCCACUGAUUGGUAAAUCUGAAAAACACACAGUAAUUGGGGGUGUGGUAUAGUUAGAGUCAAUAUUUUAUCUCAUUUAAUCUGUUUUCUCUCUUUCACACAUACACACAUGUUUGAAACUGACAUUUUUUACUGUAUUCUGCUACAACGUUUUGGUAGGAUAUCUGAGUUUAUUGAUUAUUUUCAAGUCAAGAGUACCAGAAGUUAAACACUAAUAUUGUUUUUCUCAUGCUAUGACAUUUGAGCUUACACUAAGGUGUAAUACAAGCUUAUGAUAAGCUAAUAUAAGCUUAGCUAAAAGAACGUCAGCGACUAAUGAUUGUUUUCAUGACUUGUUCAUCUGCAGAUUAUUUUCUCAAUUAAUCAAUGAAUAGUUGGAUUAUUGUCGGGACUACUUCUAAAAUUGGACUAUGAGCCUAGGCGAUAUCUUCAAAUGUCUUAUUUUGUCCGAUCCAUCAGGCCAAAACCCAAAGAUAUUCAGUUUGCCAUCAUUUAAGACCAAUAGAACUAAACAACCUCACAAUAAAGAAGUGAGUUUGUUAACUGGCAUUUUUAGCUUGAAAUAUAUGUGAUGUGAUUUUAUGUUGUCUAUCUACAAAUACGUAAAAGUAGCUAUCAUACCCACUUUUAAAGAGGGUUAAUUGUAACAUAUUUGUUCUUCUGUGUAUUUAGAAAUGUUUUGUGCACUGAUUUAUUCUUGUUGAGACCAGCUGAUUUCUGCUAGGCUGUUGUUGUUUUAUGGAGCUCAGGGUAUAUUUGUGCAUAUAUCAUAUAUGAAUACUUGAAUUAUUUUUGAUUUCCAUGAAUAAAAGAUAGAUUUUAUUUUUUAUUUUGCUUACCUUUCUCCUGCUGUUGAUGGAUGUUUUGGAAAUGUUUCUUUGCACUAAUUAUUAAAGGCUAUGCCAGUGUGAGUAGUA